Molecule: messenger RNA, 4859 nt
Organism: Mercurialis annua (annual mercury)
Lineage: Eukaryota; Viridiplantae; Streptophyta; Magnoliopsida; Malpighiales; Euphorbiaceae
Product: ABC transporter C family member 8
Exons: 12
Coding region: 162-4556 (1464 amino acids)
Biological process (GO): transmembrane transport
Cellular component (GO): plant-type vacuole; vacuolar membrane
Molecular function (GO): ATP hydrolysis activity; ABC-type transporter activity; ATP binding
Source: RefSeq, a predicted model, not a curated record
CAUGAAAUAAAGAUUUUGAAACGGGCCGUUGUAGUUGUAGUCCCGUACAUCAUUUUCACGUUUCUUGUGUAUUAUUUAUGAUAUUAUUACUAUAAAUUUACAACACGAAGAAAUGAAAUGAAGUGCUUCGUCUUCUUCUUCUUCAAAAAGACUGUCCAACAAUGGCGUUCUUGGAGUCAUCAGUUGGAGAGCUUUCUAUGAAUUGUGAAAGGAUUCUUGGUCUGGGUUCUCUUUGCACACAAAGAACCAUCAUAGAUGUGAUAAAUUUGGUGUUUCUUGGUGUCUUCUAUCUGUUUUUGUUGGUAGAUUCUAUCCGAAAACGUCACGUUAUUAGUCGCAGCAAUAGACGGGACUGGUUCGCAAUAGUAGUUUCAGGUUGCUGUGUGCUUAUCAGUAUUGUAUUCUUUGGUGUUGGAUUAUGGGAUCUAAUAGAUAAAAGCUAUAGUUUUAGUCAAUUUGGCUGGUUGACUUAUCUUGUUAGGGGAAUAGUUUGGAUUUCGCUUGCAGUUUCGUUGCUUGUUAAGAGAAACAAAUGGAUUUGGAUUGUGGUUACUGUCUGGUGGGUGUCCUUUUCUUUAUUAGCUUCGGCUUUAAAUAUCGAAAUUCUAGUAAGAACGAAUAGUAUUCAUGUUCUUGAUAUAUUACCAUGGCCUGUGAACUUUUUGCUUCUGGUUUGUGCUUUUAGAAACUUGAGUUUUUUUGCUUCUGAACAAGACGCGGAUAAAAAUCUAUUUGAACCUCUAAUAGGAGAAUGGAAGGUAAAGGAUCAAUCGGAAUUAGCCAAUGCUAGUUUUCUUAGCAAAUUGACAUUUUCUUGGAUAAAUCCUCUGCUUAGAUUAGGCUACUCAAAACCGUUAGAUCUUGAAGAUGUACCUUCUUUAGUUCCUGAAGAUGGAGCUGAUGUAGCUUACCAAAAGUUUGCUCAUGCUUGGGAGUCCCUUGUAAGAGGAAAAAACUCGAUCAAUACAAGGAAUUUGGUUAUUGAGGCGGUGAGAAACGUACAUUUUAAAGAAAAUAUAGUCAUAGGUGUGUUUGCUUUGCUUCGGGCAAUUGCUGUGGCAGUUGUUCCUCUGCUGCUAUUUGCUUUCGUAAACUAUUCGAAUCUUGAAGAAGAGAACCUGUAUCAUGGUCUCUCGAUUGUAGGAUGUUUAAUGCUUGUAAAGUUGGUGGAGUCAUUGUCUCAAAGGCACAGCUAUUUCCUCGGGAGACAAUCAGGAAUGAGAAUGAGAUCAGCUUUAAUGGUGGCAGUCUAUCAAAAGCAGCUCAAACUUUCAAGUUACGCAAGGCGGAGGCAUUCGACGGGUGAGAUUGUGAAUUACAUUGCAGUAGAUGCUUACAGAAUGGGAGAAUUUCCUUGGUGGUUUCAUGCAACUUGGACUUAUGUUGUGCAAUUGUUUUUAUCCAUUGCCAUCCUUUUCGGAGUUGUUGGUCUCGGUGCACUUAUAGGAUUAGUACCACUCCUAAUAUGUGGACUUCUCAAUGUCCCAUUUGCAAAAUUUCUGCAGAAGUGCCAACAAGAGUUCAUGAUUGCUCAAGAUGAGCGACUUAGAGCUACUUCUGAGAUCUUGAACAGCAUGAAAAUCAUAAAGUUACAAUCAUGGGAAGAAAAGUUUAAGAGUUUCAUUGAAGCCCGCCGAGAUACUGAAUUCAAAUGGUUGGCCGAUUCACAGUUUAAGAAGAGUUAUGGAACUAUCUUGUAUUGGAUGGCUCCGACAGUCGUGUCUUCUGUCAUCUUUGUUGGAUGCGCCCUUUUUAGGAGUGCACCACUAAAUGCCAGCACCAUUUUCACAGUACUUGCAACAUUAAGGAGCAUGAGUGAGCCUGUCAGAAUGAUACCGGAGUCCCUUGCUAUACUAAUCCAAGUUAAGGUCUCUUUUGACAGGAUUAAUACUUUUCUGCUUGAUGAUGAGCUCAAGAUUGAAAGCAUUAGCUCGAUUCCAUCAGACAACUCAGUUGGGAGUGUUGUAAUCAAACAAGGUAAAUUCAGCUGGGAUCCUGAUCAAAUGAUGCCAACUUUGAGAAAUGUGAACCUGGAUAUCAAAUGGGGACAAAAAUUUGCAAUUUGCGGACCAGUUGGCGCUGGAAAAUCGUCGCUCUUAUGUGCCAUACUUGGAGAGAUUCCUAAGAUUUCAGGAACUGUAAAUGUAUUUGGAACCGUGGCCUAUGUUUCUCAAAAUUCUUGGAUUCAAAGCGGAACUGUACGCGAUAACAUACUCUAUGGCAAGCCAAUGGAUCAAGAAAAGUACGAUAAGGCUAUCAAAGCAUGCGCUUUAGAUAAAGACAUUAACAGUUUCAGUCAUGGAGACCUCACAGAAAUAGGGCAGAGAGGACUGAAUAUGAGUGGUGGACAGAAGCAGAGAAUUCAACUUGCUCGCGCUGUCUACAACGAUGCUGAUAUUUAUCUCCUUGAUGAUCCUUUUAGUGCAGUCGAUGCACAUACCGCAGCUCUUCUAUUCAAUGACUGUGUCAUGACGGCUCUAAAAAUGAAAACUGUCGUAUUAGUGACGCACCAAGUGGAGUUCCUCUCAUCGGUCGACCAGAUUCUGGUUAUGGAAGGUGGGAUAAUCACUCAAUUAGGAAGCUAUGAAGAACUCUUGACAGCCGGUACAGCAUUUGAACAGCUUGUGAAUGCUCAUAAGGAUUCAAUGACAGGAUCAGGACCCUCAAGUGACCAACCUCAAGAAGAUUCGUAUACAGAAGAUAUAAUAAGGCAAGAGGUUUAUAAUGUGUCGAAUCCUGCUAAUCGGAACAGUGAAGGAGAAACUAUUCUAAAGGAUAUGACAGGAGUGCAACUAACAGAAGAAGAAGAAAAGGGCAUUGGUGACUUUGGAUGGAAGCCGUUUCUUGAUUACGUCAUUGUCUCGAAGGGGACAUUAUUUGCUUGCCUAUCAAUAUUAUCUGUAAGUGGUUUUUCUGCUCUUCAAGCUGCUGCAACUUAUUGGCUAGCAUAUGCUAUACAGAUUCCGAACAUCAAAAGCAGCGUCUUAAUUGGCGUUUACACGUUGAUAUCGACAGUCAGUUCUAUUUUUGUAUAUUUGAGGACAUAUUUUGCAGUCCUUCUUGGAUUAAAAGCUUCUAAAUCCUUCUUCUCUUGCUUCACUAAUGCAAUCUUUAAAGCUCCAAUGCUCUUCUUUGAUUCUACCCCAGUUGGACGGAUUCUGACACGCGCUUCAUCCGAUCUUAGCAUAUUGGAUUUUGAUAUUCCUUUAGCCUAUAUUUAUGCUGCUGCUGCUUUUAUGGAAAUUACAGCUACCGUAGUAAUUAUGGCUUCGGUCACAUGGCAAGUUCUGAUUGUAGCAUUCCUUGCUAUAGUUGGUACAAAAUAUGUUCAGGAUUAUUAUUUGGCUUCCGCAAGAGAAUUGAUAAGGAUCAAUGGUACUACAAAAGCCCCUGUCAUGAACUACGCAGCCGAAACAUCACUUGGUGUUGUUACGAUAAGAGCGUUCAAAACGGUGGAUAGGUUCUUUCAGAAUUACAUAAAGCUAGUAGAUAAAGAUGCUGUUCUUUUCUUCCUAUCUAAUGGAGCAAUGGAAUGGCUUAUUAUACGGAUAGAGGCUAUGCAGAAUGCAACUCUACUCACCGCUGCUCUUUUGCUUGUAUUUCUUCCGAAAGGCACCAUCGCUCCAGGGCUCGUCGGACUUUCAUUGUCUUAUGCGUUGUCUCUUACUAGCAACACAGUUUUCAUGUCCCGUUGGUAUUGCAAUUUAGCAAACUAUAUUAUAUCAGUUGAAAGGAUCAAGCAGUUCAUGCACAUUCCGCCAGAACCGCCGGCUAUUUUGGAGAACAGUAGGCCACCAUCUUCCUGGCCUUUCCAGGGUAGAAUAGAGCUUCAAGAGCUGAAGAUAAGAUACCGUCCGAAUGCUCCGCUAGUUCUGAAAGGAAUCAGUUGCGUAUUCGAUGAAGGGACAAGAGUUGGAGUUGUAGGGAGAACAGGAAGCGGAAAAACAACAUUAAUCAGUGCUUUGUUUCGGUUAGUAGAGCCUGCAAGUGGCCAAAUUCUUAUAGAUGGACUUGACAUAUGUUCUAUAGGUCUUAAAGAUUUGAGGACAAAGCUAAGCAUCAUUCCUCAAGAACCAACACUGUUUCGGGGUAGUGUUCGAACUAAUCUCGAUCCUUUAGGCCUAUACUCUGACCAUCAAAUAUGGGAGGCUUUGGAGAAGUGUCAGCUUAAGACAACAAUUAGUAGCAUACCUAAUCAGCUAGACUCGUUAGUGAGCGAUGAAGGCGAAAAUUGGAGCGCCGGACAACGCCAACUAUUUUGCUUGGGAAGAGUACUCCUAAAAAGAAACAAAAUUCUAGUUCUAGAUGAAGCCACUGCUUCCAUUGAUUCUGCUACAGAUGCAAUUAUUCAAAAGAUUAUCAGACAAGAAUUCUCAAAAUGUACGGUUAUAACCGUUGCUCAUAGAGUUCCGACUGUGAUAGACAGUGACAUGGUCAUGGUCCUUUCUUAUGGGGAAUUGUUGGAGUAUGAUGAACCUUCAAAGUUGAUGGAGACGGAAUCUAUUUUUUCUAAGCUUGUAGCUGAGUACUGGUCUAGUUGCCGGGUUAACUCUUAGAUAAACGGAUUUUGCAAGCAAUUGGCGGAGUAGCUUGCCUUUCAAGUUAAGUUUGAGGUAAAUGGGAUCAUAAUAAACAGAGAUUAAGGGUGAAAAAGCAUUCAGUUUAUAGAUCGAAAUAACCGAUGUAAUUGUUAUGAUUUAGUUUCGGUUUCAUAAUUUUUAUCGGGUUGAAAAUUGAACCUAUUAAAAUUUUAAUUUGAAUAUUUAUUGUGAUGUUUGAUAGGUUUAGGUCGAAAAUUUAACCUAUCAGCUAUAUACGGCAUUUCUUCCAAUAAAAAUAUUCAGUUUUAAUUUCUUUUA